Pantherophis guttatus is the source of this 1143-nucleotide messenger RNA. Lineage: Eukaryota; Metazoa; Chordata; Lepidosauria; Squamata; Colubridae. The record is from RefSeq and is a predicted model, not a curated record.
CUCCGGGCAGCCUAAGGCCGGCCAUGGCCGAGGAAGGCUUGUGCCUCCGCCGCCGCUGGAAGCGCCACAUCGUCCGGCAGCUGCAGCAGCGCGACCGGGCGCAGAAAGCGCGAUUCUGGGAUCUCGUGCAAGCCUAUACCAAGCUGCUGGAGAAAUCCAACUUGGAUGAUCUUUCUAUGCCCUUCCAAAUCCCCUCUGUGGAUCAUCAGAUGGGAGGUCCCCCUGCUUGCAGCCCCAAACAUCCGUCUUCCGCUUGCGUUCCUGACACAGUUUGGGAUUCUUCAACGCUGUUGAUGUGUCUUCAGAAUCGUCACCAAGACAACCUCUUGCAGUUGGAGACCGCCAAUGGGGAGAUGGCAUACAAGGUGUAUGAGUUGAACCAGGUGCUCCAAGCUAAGGAUGCAGCCCUGGGGGACCAGAAGGACAGGCUGGACGCUCUGAGCUGCCACCUGUCGGGGCUGCAGGGCUGGUGCUGCCUACUGCAGAGCCAGGCGCAGGAGCUCCGGUGCAGGAACAGCGCCCAGAAAGCCGAGUACGAUUCCCUGCAGAGGCAUUUCCAGCAGCGGGACGGGGAAUUCCGCCAGGCCCAGGAAAACGGGGAGCGGCUCCUCCAGCAAGUCCUGCGGAAGAAGGCGGACUGGGCCCAGCACGAGAACCAGAGGAUAGAAAGGGAGAAGCAAAAGCAACUGACCAGGGAUCUUCAGGCAGCCACCAGGUCCAUCCUCAAUGUAAAGUUAGACCCAGAAAAAGUGAAAACAGGAGAGAGGAAGUUGGCCGGCAAAGAGGACUCCGAAGAGAAGAAAGGAGGUGAAAAAUUGUGGAAAAGACCCUUCAGGUCAGCAUCUGCCACUUCGCUCAGCACCGCCAGAUACAAGGAGGUGGUCAAGGGCUGGUUUGAUUUCAGGCACAAACGUGGGAACUCGGUCAGUAGCGGGUCAGUGGAUCAGUACUGCAGCUGGCCUUCCUGUGUGGCCGCCUGCCUCCCCUCCGGCGUGGCCGAUGAACAAGUAAGCUAGUUUGUUCCGACAUCCGUCCAUCGGCCCCUGCGCUCACCGCUUUUGCUAUCCUGGCUUAAUUUGGGCUUUCGUGCUCCAAGGCUCCGGAGAGAAUAAGGUACUCCUCGACUUACGGCCACCACUUGAG